This is a messenger RNA of Aspergillus glaucus CBS 516.65, 1313 nucleotides long. RefSeq lists its product as uncharacterized. Gene Ontology annotation, molecular function: zinc ion binding; oxidoreductase activity. Lineage: Eukaryota; Fungi; Ascomycota; Eurotiomycetes; Eurotiales; Aspergillaceae. Bases 1 to 1266 code for a protein of 421 amino acids. The record is from RefSeq and is a predicted model, not a curated record. The transcript is spliced from 6 exons.
AUGUCUAGCCAAAAACCUCUUGUCACAACCGACAUCAGCAACUAUUCUGAUACCGGCUAUGGAGACCCACACGAGAAAAUGAAAGCAUUGACUUGGCAGGGCAAAAACCAGGUCAAAGUGGUGGAGACCGCAAAGCCAACAAUCGUUGAUGAUGAAGAUGUUAUCUUGAAGAUAACAGGCAGUACUAUUUGUGGUAGUGAUCUCCACCUGUACCAUUCGGCCAUCCCGAACAUGCAGAAAGGCGAUAUUCUUGGCCAUGAGUUCUGUGGCGUUAUUGAGAAAAUAGGACCGAAGGUCAAAAAGCGCAAGGUAGGUGAGAGAGCUGUGGCCUCUUUCCAGAUUGCGUGCGGCGAGUGUUACUACUGCCAGAGAAAACUAUCUUCGAUGUGUGAAAAAACAAAUGGCUGUCAGAGUGCAAGUGACCUCUACGGGCGCCGAACAUCAGGCAUGUUUGGAUAUUCACACUUCACCAGAGGGUUUGCUGGUGGACAGGCGGAAUUUGUCCGGGUCCCCUAUGGGGACGUGAAUCUCCUACCUUUACCAGACGAUGUUCCUGAUGAACAAGGACUGUAUUGUCAGAUGUGUGAAAAAGGAGACACAGUCGCUGUUUGGGGGGCAGGCCCUGUUGGACAAAUGGCGGUUGAAUUUGCCGUCCUAAAUGGAGCGAGCCGAGUGAUACUGAUUGACGGGGGUGAGGGAAGGUGGCGACUAGAUUUCCUGAAAGGAAAAAUUCCGCAACUUGAGACAAUCGACUACACAAGACUUCCAAGUGGAGAAACAGUUGUUUCUACGUUGAAAAGAAUGUGCAAUUGGCGUGGCCCUGACAUCACCAUUGAGUGUGCUGCUGGUGAGUACGCGAAAAGUUGGAGUCAUAUCAUUCAGAGGACAUUGGGUCUGGAGAACGAUACGUCGGAGCUUCUGAACGAGAUGAUUACUUCAGUCAGAGGCUUCGGAAGUUGUGGUGUGACUGGCGUAUACACAGGAUUCUGCAACCACUUCAACAUCGGUUCCAUGAUGGAGACGGGUGUCCAUUUAAACGGAAAUGGACAAUGCCCCGUGCAAAAGUACUGGCACGAACUAUUGACCCUCAUUCAACAGGAUAAAAUUCAUCCGUUGAACAUGGUCACUCAUCGUUUUGAUCUUAAAGACAUGGAGAAGGUGUACGAGUUAUUCAACCAACGUGCAGAAGGUAUGCAGAAGAUCUUCGUCCAGACCAAAUUCUCGGCGCCUAGGGCUCCUGCUUCACCCGCUUUGACCGUACUUUAACUUCGAACCUCGGAAUGUGCAAGAUUAUCUGCGGCCGCAGUUCCAGG